AUGAAUUCAAAUAACUAUAUGAAUCAGUUCAACGACUUUAUGGAUGGAGUAGCUCCGAGCAUGUCGCUGAUGGAUCGGCAGGAUACAAGGCAAGCUCCUGCUUGUGCUGACCCCACGCAACAAAAACCAAACCAGAAGCAAAACUCAGAGCGAAUACUAAAACCGAUACAAAGACAAGCGCCAGUAGCGAUUAAAAAACAGCUAGCUGAGCCGAAUAGAAAAUAUGCCAACGCUUAUAUCAAAAUUGUGGAGCAACCGGCAAGUAAAGCUGUGAGAUUCCGCUAUGAGUGCGAAGGGCGUUCGGCCGGUUCUAUACCAGGUGUAAAUUCGACGCCGGCAUUGCGAACAUAUCCUACAAUCGAAAUUGUUGGCUACAAAGGUCGCUCGGUGUGUGUCGUUUCUUGUGUCUCCGCGGAUCCGCCAUACAGACCACAUCCUCAUACUUUGGUGGGUAAGAAGGGUUGCAAAAGUGGUGUGUACACGUUUAGUGUAAACGAGGUUACUAUGCGUGCCGAGCUCUGUAACCUGGGUAUACAGUGUGUUAAGAAAAAAGACAUUGAAGCCUCACUUAAGGUGCGUGAAGAAGUACGCGUUGAUCCAUUCAAAACUGGCUUUUCACACGCAAAGCAACCGGGUAGUAUAAAUAUCAAUGCGGUGCGCUUGUGUUUCCAAGUUUUUAUUCAAGGCGAAAAUGGACAUUUCACGGUGCCACUGAAGCCCGUUGUCACCGAACCCAUCUACGACAAGAAGUCGAAGUCAGACCUCGUUAUUCGUGAGAUGUGCAGUUCGGGAACGGUGCUGGGCAACACGACAAUCAUGUUGCUCUGCGAGAAGGUGACGAAGGAAGAUAUAGCGGUGCGUUUUUUCGAGGAGAAAAAUGGUGCUGUGGUUUGGCAAGCUUAUGGCGAGUUUGAUCCCUCCAGUGUGCACAAACAAACCGCAAUUGGAUUGAGAACUCCACAAUAUCACAACACCGAUAUUGAAGAGCCCGUACAGGUAUUCGUGCAACUACAAAGACCUUCCGAUGGUGCCGUCAGUGAGCCUUGCGAAUUCAACUAUGAACCAGUCAAAAAGUCACGGUUAAGACGUAAAUGUAGACUAAACGAUCUUACUAUGACCUCACUUAAAGUUAGUGAGAACCAGACGGUUACCAAUAAACCGAUACAAAAUAACAUUACCCUUGUUGCCAAACAAGCAAAUUUGGAUAAGUUCUUCGUAUCUGGUGAGAUGACACCAUCGCCAGAACCAUUGUCACCGUCAUCAUCAACCAGCAAGAUUGAUACGUCGACAACAACUUCGCCUUACGGCAAGGUCACGGAGGUGAUUAACCUGGAAAAUGGUACGGUGGACAUCCAAGAAACUCUCAAUGUUGAGACAAUUCCAACGACACUGGAAAUUCAUGAGGAGAGUAAAGUUUAUGCGGAUAACCAAAAGCAGUCGCAAUUUCCAAAACUUCAAAAUAUUCGAGACCAACAACAACAUCCUCAUUUAGAUGAUCUGUUGCAGCAGCCGAAUCGGUCUCAAAUAAAGCAACAGCAAUCACAAGGGCAAUUGCCACAUCAAAAUCAAAAACUACAACUACAAUUGCAACAACAUAAAUAUAUACCGGCGCAGUUGCAAGAACAACAAUAUCCAUCAACGCUACAACUGCAGCAACCAAAUCUUCAGCAUCAACAGCAGCAGCCACAACAACCACUUCAUCCUCAGCAAGAACAACAAUAUCCAUCAACGCUACAACUGCAGCAACCAAAUCUUCAGCAUCAACAGCAGCAGCCACAACAACUACUCCAUCCUCAGCCACUUCAGAGGCCGUAUCAGCAACAAGGAGUUCCUCAGCAACCGCAAACGCAGCUGCAGCAACAACAACAAUGGCGUUUGAUGCAGCAACGGCAACAACUAUUUCUUGGUGACACGAACAGGGAAGAGAAACUCACCAGCAUUUUGGCUUUAGCUGUUGCAGCGCUGAGCAAUAAUCCAUUCAGCAUGCAACAAUUUCUUAAUGCCACUGCAGGCACCAUGCCACAGAAUGGCCAGCAUAAUUCCGUUCAAAGCAGUACACAGCAACAGCCGCUGCAGCCGUCUCCGUCGGUUCAACAACAACAUCAGUUUGUUCCGGCUCAACAAAAAAAUCAAUUUGUACCGCCUCAGCAACAGCAACCACCACAACAAGACGUUUCAUCUCAAUCGCAAUUCCAACAACAAUCUAAUGUCGCCACGAAUAGUAACGAUAAACUGUUGGUGGGCGAGGUCGAUGCAAAGAAUAACAGUAAUUCUGACACGCGUGGAGAGGCUUCCUCCAUAAGCCAGCUGCUGAAUUUGGACAGUGAUCAAUUGGUAAAGAUCUGCGAUGGCACACUACUCGAUCACACCAUCACUGACGACUUCUAAUUGGCGCCUUUAACCUUCU
This is a messenger RNA of Bactrocera neohumeralis, 2407 nucleotides long. Its product is annotated as embryonic polarity protein dorsal-like. The transcript has a single exon. The coding region runs from base 1 to 2388 and encodes 795 amino acids. Gene Ontology annotation, cellular component: cytoplasm. Gene Ontology annotation, molecular function: DNA binding; DNA-binding transcription factor activity. NCBI's taxonomy places the organism in Eukaryota, Metazoa, Arthropoda, Insecta, Diptera, Tephritidae. The record is from RefSeq and is a predicted model, not a curated record. Gene Ontology annotation, biological process: regulation of DNA-templated transcription; canonical NF-kappaB signal transduction; non-canonical NF-kappaB signal transduction.